AUGAAGCUUGAAAAGGUGGAAUUGAACUCCAUCCCGGUUUGGGUCACUCUCACCAACCUUCCUUUUCAUUUUUGGAAUGUGGAGGCCUUGAGCUCAAUUGCAAGCGUCUUGGGCAAGCCGAUAUCCACGGAUAAGAUGACAAAGACUCAAGAGCGACUAUCAUAUGCUCGGCUUUGUGUUGAGAUGGAAGCAGACCAUGAAUUUCCGGAUCAAGUGGAGGUUCAUGAUGAUGAUGGCCUGGUCUUUUACCAAAGAAUUGUAUAUGGAUGGAGCCCUCCUCGGUGUAAUAGUUGUAAGGUUUUUGGGCACUCAAGUGGGCAGUGUAGCGUUAAUUCUAGCAAGCAAAUGACGUCCAGCCGGAAAGAGUGGAGGGUGAAGGCCGGCAAGGGGCCUCAGCUGGCCGAAGCAACUAGUGGUGGUGGCACUCAGGCUGUGCACAAUGGAGGGGCUGGGCAGCAAGUUCAAAUUUCAAAUUUUGAGAAUAUUACAGAUGGCAGAUCUGUUGGGAUUGUGUCCUCCACAAAUAUGGAAGCUCAAUUAGUGGAGGAUCCUAGCAUUACCCAUUCUAUGGAGAAGACUGCUGGAGUUUCAAAAAAGUUACCAAGUUCAAUCCCAAAGAAUUUGGCUGACAAGGGGAAGAAGAUUGUACAUCGCAAUGCAUUUGCUUUGUUGGAGGAUCUAAUGGAGGAAGUUCCCUAUGACCCCACUGAAUUAAUGUUGGAUGCUGACUCAUGCAACGUCCUUUUAGGAAGGAUUUAG
Molecule: messenger RNA, 759 nt
Organism: Telopea speciosissima
Lineage: Eukaryota; Viridiplantae; Streptophyta; Magnoliopsida; Proteales; Proteaceae
Exons: 1
Coding region: 1-759 (252 amino acids)
Source: RefSeq, a predicted model, not a curated record